Molecule: messenger RNA, 789 nt
Organism: Suillus subalutaceus
Lineage: Eukaryota; Fungi; Basidiomycota; Agaricomycetes; Boletales; Suillaceae
Exons: 5
Coding region: 150-614 (154 amino acids)
Source: RefSeq, a predicted model, not a curated record
CUUUUCAAUGUGCAAUUUUCAACAUGUCUCGCUUGCUUCUUGCAACCCCUCUAUGUGGCUUCUGCUUUACAUUGUGGUUGUUUUGGGUUGUCUACACUUGUCUCCUCAUCCUUUGACCUACUUACUUGACACUGACUGUGUACUGGGGGAUGCACAACAGGCAUCCACUUUUGGGACUUGCGAUAAAUGUGGUGUCUGACGGCCAAGACGCACAAGCGGAUCUCGAUGCUGCUGACAGUUUCCAGGACAUAUCUCAAAACCCUCAGGAGAUUCGACGAUGUUAUUGGGAAGAUUGCGGAUGUACAUCCAUAUGCAAAGAUGGCACUGGGCAUGUUGUCUUGUGCAGCCUAAAUUAUUCUGACUCAAGUGGAUCGCGACGCAGUGGUUCUCAAACUUCUCAUGUUGAGCGCUUUUUUUAUAUAGGUGGCCAUGAUACUAUUUCCUUUCGGUGUGUGCCGUUACAGUAUGUUUACAAGGCUCACCAAGCGACUCCCACGCGCAUCUUUGAUGGUAGUCAAAGAAGUACAUGUACUGAUGGCGCGUCUCUACAAGGCAGUCAGCGCAGUAGAGAGCUCGGAGCCCGCUGGUUCAUUGGACACCUGCGAUUACCUUGAUCUCGACGCAAUGGGUGAAGAUUAAUCUCGAGUCAGUCGCUUCUAUCUUUGUACAUACUGGUGCUUUGUUCGAGUCCGCUGAUCUUUUUGACGUCUUUCGAUGGUAUUUCCGUUUGAUACAAUGUAAUUGAUAUUCGUGUACCUUGAAUUCAAGAUAAUUUAUAAUAAUUAAUGG